AUGUAAAUAACACCUAAAGCAUUAACUGCUUUACAAAAACUAUUAUCUGUUAAUUCACCAAUUUAUCCACAUGAAAUACGUAAUCAAGAACAAUCAGAUUCAUAAAUCAAUUAAAAAUCUCAGUAAUGCUUGAGUAAUGCAUAAUAAGAAACUAUUGAUAAUAGGCUAAAAUAAAAAAUAGCUAGUCCUAAAGAUGGAAUAGAAUCUCUAUUAAGAUAUAGUAUAAAUAAAGCAUCAUUAAAUGGCAAACCUUAAGGUAAUGUAAAAAAUGAGUUAAUUAAUGUUUUCAAACAAAAUCAAAAUGUAAAAGAAAAUACCAUAAAAAGAAAUGGAAAUACAUUAAAUUAACUUCUUUAACCUUAAAUAAAUGCACCUUAAAAAGAGUAAAGCACAAAAAUAGAUUAUAAAAAGAAAAGGCCUCCUCAACUAGGUGAUAUUGUUUAAGAUGAUGAUCAUAUAUAAUAAAAAAAAAUCAUGACAUCAAAAAGUCUAUAAAGAAGUCCAAACAAUAUCAAUAAAAUUGCAUCAGGUAUAUCAAAUUUAUUUAUCCUUCAGGCUUUUUUACUAGCACUCAUUCUAAAUAAACUCAUAUGAAUGUAUUUGGUUCAUUAAAUGAAGUCCUUAGAUAAUAUAUACAAUAAAAAAGCCAUAAAAAAUGUAUGAGAUUAAUUUAUAUUAGAGAAUGGUACUGCUCGAAAUCAAGAUGAAAAAAAAGUUAUUGAAAAGAAAUUGCAUUCUACAGAAAAUAAAAGAAUGUCAUAAUCAAAAUAAAAUAAUUUUAGCAAUCUUCUCUAAGAAUUAUAUUUAAAAACUUCUAAAAUUUUGACCUCCUAUUAAACUAAGGAAGCAUUAUGGAAAUAAGAAAAAAAUAGUUUAAAAGAGGAGCUUAAAUUUUUAAAAUAGUUAUUACAAUAAUAACAAGAAGAAUCUAAUUAAAAAUAUAAGAAAUGA
This is a messenger RNA of Paramecium sonneborni, 951 nucleotides long. The record is from the annotation of a GenBank genome assembly. NCBI's taxonomy places the organism in Eukaryota, Ciliophora, Oligohymenophorea, Peniculida, Parameciidae.